Molecule: messenger RNA, 2405 nt
Organism: Colletotrichum navitas
Lineage: Eukaryota; Fungi; Ascomycota; Sordariomycetes; Glomerellales; Glomerellaceae
Product: glycoside hydrolase superfamily
Exons: 1
Coding region: 209-2302 (697 amino acids)
Biological process (GO): carbohydrate catabolic process
Molecular function (GO): starch binding; alpha-amylase activity; calcium ion binding
Source: RefSeq, a predicted model, not a curated record
AACUUUAUUAACUGGGUGUUGAGAACAAAGGAUUUAGGAGGUAAGCAAAGUGUAGAGACGGCGCUCUCUCUCCCUUCACCAUGAACAUUAAUAAGCUACUACUGUCGUUUCUAAUCGCUCUUAUUUGUGCUCUUCGUUUACGCCCUCCAUUGCGUGGCCACCUAAUUUGCCUGUGGCGGGUCACUCUCUCGAAUACCGAGCACUCACCAUGAAGCUCACGGCCCAGAGCUGGGUCAGAGGCGCUGUCGCAUUAUGGGCGUCGGCCGCGCAAGCCCUCGACGCAGAGGGCUGGAAGCGUCAGUCCAUCUACCAGGUCAUGACGGACCGUUUCGCGCUUGCGGCUGUAAACGACGAGCCCUAUCUGCCACGCAGUUGCAACGUCUCGGCACAGACCUACUGCGGCGGCACGUGGAAGGGCAUCAAGAGCCAGCUUGACUACAUCCAGGGCAUGGGCUUCACGGCCAUUUGGAUCUCGCCAAUCGUCGCCCAGGUUGAGGCUCCUGUUGCAGACGGUGGCAUUGCCGUGGAGGCUUACCAUGGCUACUGGACCCGGGACAUCUACGCGCUGAACAGACGUUUCGGCACCAAGCAGGACCUGGAAGACCUCAUUAAGGCCGUACACGCGCGAGGAAUGUACUUUAUGCUGGAUGUCGUCCCGAACCACAUGGGACCGCAGCCGGGCCAAGUAGAGAUAAUGCUGCCUGCGUUUUCUAACUCCACCAGGAACUCUACAAAGACCGCCACGGGAGGGGCUAUGUACGCCCUGCAUAAGUCGCUCAACUACUCCAUCUACUCGCCGUUUGAUUCGUCACGCUUCUUCCACCCAUACUGCCGAAUUGACUACACGGACACGACAAGCAAACAAUUGUGCUGGGAGGGCUGGAGCAAGGAGACCGGCGCGGCCUUCACGUUGCCCGACCUCCGCACUGAGGACGACGACGUCCUGCGCAUUUUCGUCAGCUGGAUCCGCAACCUGGUGGCCGAGUACUCCAUCGAUGGCCUCCGCAUCGACGCCGCCCGCCACGUCCAGCCCUCCUUCCUUACCGCUUUGCAGGCCGCCGCCGGCGUCUUCAGCAUCGGCGAGUUCUCCGAAGGCGACGUGGCGCCGUACGUCGGCUUCCUGGACGCCAUUGGCGGCGCCUUUAAUUUCCCGCAGUACUACGCGCGUAUUGACAUGUUCCAGUCCGCCUUCACGGCCAACUCGACCACGGCCACGCCUGCCAACUUCGCCAGCCAGAUGGCCGCCCUGCAGGCCGCGCUGCCGAACCGCACCGCCACGCUGGGCAGCUUCUACGACUCGCACGACGCGAAGCGCUUCGCCAGCGUGUCGGGAGACAUGGCCAAGGGCAAGAACGCCAUGGUGCUCGCCAUGCUGGUUGACGGCAUCCCGGUCGUCUACCAGGGCGCUGAGCAGCGGUUCUCAGCCGGCCAAAACCCGUACUAUCGAGCCCCGUUGUUCAAUUCGCCCCUACAUGCGCAGUACCGCACCGACUCCGACAUGUACAAGUUCAUCAGGCAGCUAAAUCGUUUCAGGUCUUGGGUAGUGGCGCACAAGCAGAACAGCACGCGUUCAAGCUUCAUCCAAGACCAGGCGCACGUCAUCUUCAACAACAGCCACAACCUCGCUUUCGCCAAGGGGGAAGUCAUCGCAGUCACCACGAACCUGGGCCUGGCUAGCAAUCCAUACAACUUGACUCUCCCAGCUCCCAGCCUGUCAAACUCGAUACCGAGCUCGGGCAGCAUUGGGUUCCCCCCAAUGACGGACUACAUCGAUAUCGUCAGUUGCACCCAAUUCAAGACUAACAAAGAUGGCAAGCUGUCGUUCCAGCUCAUCCGGGGCUACCCCAGGGUAUUCUACCCAGCCGCCAAGCUUACGCACAGCGGCCUCUGCGGCACCGUCCUCGACGAGAAGACUGAGGCCGACACCCACGGCAAGGACACCUGCGUUGUCACCUUCGAGAUGGAUGUGGCGACCAGCUUUGGCGAAGUCGUCUACCUGCUGGGUGACGCGCCGCAGCUGGGCUCUGGGGACGUGCUGCAGGCGCUAGCGCUCGACAGCUCGCUCUACACAACAGGGCGCCCGCUGUGGACCGUCGCGGCCGAGCUGCCCCUCGGCUCCACGAUCGCAUACGGCCUGCUGAAGGUCAGCGCGAACUCGGGCGAGGAGCUGUCCCGCUGGAUGCCGGGGAAUAACACGGUCGUGGUCGACGCAGGUGCUUGCGGGAAGGCAGGAGGUAGGUUGGUGGCGAGGAGAAGCUGGAGAACAAACAGGACCAUAAUCACUAGUGGUGUAGGCAUAUAACAGAUUAAUUAUAUAGUAGAGUAAUAGGUAACUAGAUAUAAAGGGAGUAAUAAGGGAGAAAUUUAACUCUUCCUAGAUAACUUUUAAGUCUAUAUUAUAAUAG